This is a messenger RNA of Vicia villosa (hairy vetch), 3286 nucleotides long. Its product is annotated as probable E3 ubiquitin-protein ligase RZFP34. The record is from RefSeq and is a predicted model, not a curated record. Bases 2009 to 2926 code for a protein of 305 amino acids. The transcript is spliced from 12 exons. Gene Ontology annotation, cellular component: nucleus. Gene Ontology annotation, molecular function: ubiquitin protein ligase activity; zinc ion binding. Gene Ontology annotation, biological process: protein ubiquitination; ubiquitin-dependent protein catabolic process. NCBI's taxonomy places the organism in Eukaryota, Viridiplantae, Streptophyta, Magnoliopsida, Fabales, Fabaceae.
UUGUUAGGUAAUUUAGCUGUGAUUUUUUAAUUUAUCUUAUUGAUUUAUUAUUAUUAUUAUUUAGAUUUGAUGAUUUUUUGAUGAGGUUUAAUUGGAGUUUUUGCAUAUUUUGAUUUGUUGUGGUUCUUGUUUGUUUGAAUCUUGUGCUUGCUUUGUAUCUAAUGUUUCAGAGUUGUUUGAUUUCUGAUAUGAGCGUGUACCAAGUCUUUGGUUUAGAGGCAAUGAAUUUGUGUCUUUGCUAGUGAUCCAUGGUAUUGUAACCCUUGAAAAUUAGAACUUAGGUUAAGCUAGCAUUUGAUUAUGAUGAGUUGGCUUAAGAAGAAACUAUGUUAAUUGGCAGCUUUAUGUGAUGUUUGAAAAAUCUAGGACUUCUGAUUCAACGGGUCCCGAGUUGAAUCAUAUAGAAUUCUAGGUUUUAAAUUGCGGUCGGGAUGUGUUUUCCUAUGUUGCAGUUAAUUGGGAUAAGAGAGAAAUAAAGUUGUAAAAUCUUGAUGUCUCACAGUAGCUGAUGGUUUUUGCAAAAUUUCUGUUGAUCUAUGAUUCAAAAAUUAAUACCUUGUUUGGUUUCUAUCAUCAGGGACCCGGCCUCUAGUGGCUGAUUAUCAUAAAAUGGUUUGUGUUUUAAAGUAAUUACAUAUUUGUACACGUGAUUUUCCAGUUACAAAGAUAAAUGAGGAAAAUAAUCUUGAUUGAUAUGUGAGAGCUAAACUUUUGGUGACUCGAGGAGAUGAAUGAUUAUAUCAGUUUAGGUAGGGUGGGAGGGGUAGUUCAACUGUCUUGAAACAGUUGAGGGAGUUGGAGGUGAGGAGUUGGAGGUCCGGGUUCAAGUCUAGGCAAGAGUGUGAAUAUAUACUAACAAUUAACCUUUAACAACUUGCCAUUAAAAAUUGUUUUGGUAGAGAAGUCUUUUACAGGGCAUUCGAAGUGGAAAGACAUAGUUAUAGAAUGGUUACCCAGCAAAGAUACGAGUCUCUAAUUCUUGGAGAGAAGAAAUACCAAACAAGUACCAGCAAUUUUGUUUCAGAUUUUGAUCGAUGUCCAAACGCAGGGAGCCAAAAUGUUCCUUCUUGCCUUGCCCGUCUGUAUUUCUGCAAUUGCAUCAAACAGAAUCUCAGCAUCAUAGACAUCUAUGUCUUUUGUCUAUGCUCUCUUGUUUCGUCUAGCUUGAACUGUAAGAGUUUGGUGCUAAUUUCGAUGUUGUGGGAGCUUUGUAUGGGUGGGAUAUCCUUUUUGCAUAAUUCAUAUAAAGUAACCAUUUUAUUUCUUCAUCGGACAUCUAGAAGAAAGGCUUUGAUGCUAGUUUGGCUUGCAUACAAUCACUCUCUUGUAUUAGCGCCGGUUUUUGCUCUUGGCUUCCAACCGUCUUUUUGUCUACGUUGGAAAACAACCCUGCUGCAAACCUUCUAUAUGAGAUAAGGAUAUUUUAACCUAAGUAGUGUGAAUGUCAAUUUAUUAGUGAACAUAGUUAUUAAUAAGAAAAGUGUUAUAAGUGUCCCCAAGGAAUUUAUCAUGGUGCACAUGAUACGGAGGAAAUUAUAUAUUUGGUUUUGGUAAGUUUUGGUAUCAGAGGAAUCAAUGUUGAACGUCAUUUUAAGGUCGAAGUUUCUAUUGGUUGGCUCUACUAUAGUUGGAUUUGAUUCUGUGAGUUCUUGAAGGAAUCAAGUGAUCGUUCAAUGCUAAUUGUAUUUACUGCUGGAGGCUGUGAAGAACCUCAAUGCUACCUCAUAAUAUGUGGAAUUCUUGUAUACACUUUUUUGAUGUGUUCAUCUCUUGGAGUAGUGGUGAUUGGAGCUUCAUAAUACGAUUUUGUUUUGCUGGUUACAAUUGGUCUGCCGAAGUAUACAAGAAAUCAACAAUGCAUUUGGUGUUUAGCUGGCUUGAUGGGGUGACUAAAUAUGCCUUUAGAAAUUUUAGGAUUAUUUCUAAAUCUGUUCCUACAUGCAGGUCAUUAAGCUUACUGCCUACUUCUAGAAAUAGUUGAUACUCUUAUUUGAGGAGACCUUGUAUCAUGGGUGAGGUGGCAGUGUUGCACUCUGAGCCUCUGCACUUUGAAUGCAAUGACACCAAACAUAUGACAGAAGAUGUCUAUCCUCCAAAUUCAAACCCGGAAUCGUUGCCCGGAGAAGAAUCAAGUCAAUCUAUAAACACAAAUGAUUUACAAGAUAAAGGAUAUAUGGAACAUGGAUGCCAACACUACCGGAGAAGAUGUCGAAUCAGGGCCCCCUGUUGCAAUGAGAUUUUUGAUUGCCGCCAUUGUCACAAUGAGGCAAAAAAUGAUAUCAACAUAGAUUCAAAGCUUAGACAUGACAUGCCCCGACACCAAAUCAAACAGGUGAUAUGUUCACUUUGUGGCACUGAACAAGAGGUUCAGCAAAACUGUACUAAUUGUGGUGUUUGUAUGGGCAAGUACUUCUGUCAGACAUGCAAGCUCUUUGACGAUGAUAUAUCUAAGCAGCAGUACCAUUGUAAUGGCUGUGGAAUUUGCAGAACUGGUGGACAUGAGAAUUUCUUCCAUUGUAAUAAGUGUGGUUGUUGCUACUCAACUCUGCUGAAAAACAUUCACCCCUGUGUGGAAGGAGCAAUGCAUCAUGAUUGCCCCGUUUGUUUUGAGUAUUUGUUUGAUUCAAGAAAUGAUGUCAUUGUUAUGCCGUGUGGACAUACAAUCCAUAAAAACUGUCUGAAUGAAAUGAGAGAACAUUACCAGUAUGCAUGCCCUCUCUGUUCCAAGUCUGUCUGUGAUAUGUCUAAGGUUUGGGAGAAAUUGGACAUGGAGAUUGCUGCUACGCCAAUGCCAGAGUCAUAUCAGAAUAAAAUGGUUUGGAUUCUGUGCAAUGACUGCGGAAAAACUUGUCAUGUUAAGUUCCAUUUUGUGGCUCAAAAAUGCCUCAACUGCAAGUCAUACAACACGCGACAGACGAGAGGCUGAGCAAAUGGCAUUCAAUUAUAGAUUGGUUUUAUUCAUAAUGAAAUGGAAGUUUUCAUUUCAUUUCAAUUGAUUUAAUUUGAAGGCAGUGGCUCUCAAUGCUGUCAUCUCUUGGCUACAAAGGAUGAUAUACACUGGAAAUUUCAACAUUGAAAUAAUGAAUGAUUCUUCAUUCUUAUUGACUCAUUGUAUCGGGGAGUAACGAGAUGGUUUAGCAGUAGUAAUGUGUUGUUUCAUGGAGAGUUUGGGACUGGGACGAGUAGUUGUUUCAUUCUCGUAUUAAUGUGUGUAAUCUUUUUAAUUAUUUAACUAUGUGAGCCAGCUUUCUUUAAUAAAAUGAGGUACUAAUGGGGGAAUUCUUUA